Molecule: messenger RNA, 414 nt
Organism: Echinostoma caproni
Lineage: Eukaryota; Metazoa; Platyhelminthes; Trematoda; Plagiorchiida; Echinostomatidae
Source: the annotation of a GenBank genome assembly
AUGGGUUACAAUUGGAAAUUGCACCCCACCAAAUACACGCCUACUAGUGCUGCCGAGUGUUGUCCCGUCGUCUCCUGUCCGUAUGCAUUCAUGUAUACGGUGGUCUCCUAUAUCCCCCCCGGUCAGGUUCGCGAGUGCCUAGCACACGAGCUCGGUGUCCCGGUUCGUGUUGUCCAGGUGUGGUUUCAAAAUCAACGGGCACGGGACAAGCGUGCUUCUCACUCCAAACGAUCUUGGCUCCCGGUUCAAUCCGAAUGGCCCAAAACGAAACCGCAACCAAAUCCGCAUCCUAGCCCAACGGCAAUCACUCCGUCUCCACGAACGUCAGUUGAAAGUGGUGAGUUCGAUUGUCCGAUUCUCAAUCCACGUGCUCGUCUGUAUCGUUUCGUGAUAGUAGCGGCUAGCUACAUAUAG